Pantherophis guttatus is the source of this 2899-nucleotide messenger RNA. Its product is annotated as hepatitis A virus cellular receptor 2. Lineage: Eukaryota; Metazoa; Chordata; Lepidosauria; Squamata; Colubridae. The record is from RefSeq and is a predicted model, not a curated record. Gene Ontology annotation, molecular function: phosphatidylserine binding. Gene Ontology annotation, biological process: apoptotic cell clearance; cytoskeletal rearrangement involved in phagocytosis, engulfment.
AGAAGUUCAGAAACUUGUUUGGGAAACAAGCCUUCUAUUAAUCAGGUAGAAGGAAAUCUUUUCUGUGGUACCAUGUUUUCUUGCCUGCUUCUGAAACAGAUCCUCCUCAUGAUAUUAACAGGUUGCUUCACAUCAUAUGCUGAAACUGUCAUACAAGGAAAAGUGGGUGAAAACAUCACUUUACCCUGUCAUUAUUCAGUUAAGGAUAAUCGACUCACAGAUGUUUGUUGGGGACGAAGUUGCCCUUCAGUGGGUAGUUGUCCCAAUAAAAUGAUUAGCAUUAAUAAAUAUCUGGAGAUAGAUGGGCAACUCCAAAAAUACCAUCUAAUGGGAAGUGUCAUUCAAGGGGAUGUAUCUCUGACCAUUGCUAACAUUACAGAAGAUGAUGGAGGGACAUAUUGUUGUCGAGUGGAGUAUCAAGGCUUGUUCAAUGAUGGGAAAAUAUUUUUCAAAUUACUGAUCAAGGAAGCAUUGCUUCAUACAACGCCUAUAUAUUUUAGUACGACUAAUUUUGUUUCCGAACCAAAAUCAGUAUUCAUUACUGAAUCGCCACUCAAUAAUAUUUCAUUAUAUAGGUCUAUAAUGGUAAAGGAGCAAGCAAAGAAUUCACCUUAUCGGAUAGGCCUAUACCUUGGAAUUGGAACAUGUGUAAUUCUACUCGCCAUUAUAAUCCUGCUAAUUAUAAAGUGGUACCUACACAAGAAGCAGAAGACAAUUAAUUCUACAAGUCAAGUGGCAUUUACAAAUUCAGCAGCUCAAGGGAUUCAGCAUGUUGUCAGUGCUGAUGUCCAUGCACCGGAAAAUAUUUAUCACUGCUUUUGAAGAAUCAUUUUAGCAGACUCAUGUCAAAGAAGGCACUCUAUUUGGAGCAGCAUAUUUGGCAAACAGAUCUUGUAAUAGACGGAUAUAGAUUCAAGCUUUGUUUAUAUUAAUGAAAUCAAAGACAGAGACAAGAGAAUCAGUUUUACAAUCUUGCGGUAGAAAUAUUGUGCCUUGUUUAGCAUCCCUCCCUAUUAAAGUUGCGCAGGAGAACUGCCAGUUUCAGAUAGUGCUCCAAUACCCAGUUCUUCCUUCUUCUGACACUAAGUCCAAUGGUCUGGACUGCUUAUUUGUCAUCCAUCUGCCACAGGUAGAGACAAACUGCAUUAGCACUUUGCUUAUUUGCUUUCUAUUACCAGCUGAAAUUCGGUGAAAAAAAGUAGCCUUGGGAUAGCUGGUUAGUACAAAAUUAAGAGCUCAUGUUUGGCUGUUAUGGCCCUAUAAAGUUGGCACAUGCUGACCUGCUACAUCCUCUUUUGAGCAUUUGGAUGGGAUAUAGAAAGGUAGGUAAUACAGUACUUAUGGACUUAACCUCAGUUGACAUUUUUGGGCAUAAGGUAUAGUUUUCACAAGAUAUCUCUUCAUUGUUAUGAAAUGCAGCCACAAUCUUCUAGCAUUUGGCUACCCAUUUCUUAUCUAUGGCUGUUUUCCAUGUGGACCCUGAUUGAGGACCUGAUUUUCCAUGGUAUGUCAUUGUGUGAAGACUACCUGCAACUAAUUGUCUGCUAAAUGAGGAAGGCUAUUAUGAGGGGGGGGGGGGAAGGAAGGCUAGUAUGUGCUAUUUGCUCCUCUUAAACAAAAUUCCUGAUUACUGAGUGAGGCAAUCUUGGCAUGAAAUACAUUUCCUGCUAUAAAUCAUGUGCAAGCUUUACUUGAUGCAUAAUUUUUGCCAAAAAGCCUAUUGAGUUGAGAAAGAUACAAAAACAUAUGUCAAAAAUGAAGGAGCUAAAGCAACUGAAAAGCUGUAAUAGUUGAUAGGUUGGGAAAAAAUAACUAAAGUGGAGGGAUCAUUGUUUUUGUGGAUAAAAUUAUGAUCAAUUUUAUGUGGUAAAGGUGAUAGAUAUUAACUCUAUUUCAUAAUAUAAAAUUUUGAAUGAGUGGUUAUUAUUUAUGUUAGUACUUGCUUACAUUAUUAAAGACAAUGUUCUAGAAAAGCUUUUUGUUUAGUUUUGACAGGCAAUAAUAUGAUUGUAGAUUUAAUAGGUAUGAAGAGAUAGAAUUACAGAAUCAUUUGAUGCCAAAUAUUUCUAUAUUUCUUUAAGACAAUUCUCAGGCAUUUCUUAUUGUUUCUCAAUGAAACUCAGUUUACCAUCCAUUGGUUAUUUAUGCCUUCUGAUAUAGUGUGCUGUACUCCUCCCAUAUACAAAAUAACUGUAGGUUAUUUUGCUAUCUUGUUUACACUGAGUGUUAAUCAUUUCCAUAUCUUGAUUUUCUUUGUCAUUUACUGUUCCCUCAUUCCUGUGAGCCAGGUUUGCAAAUGAAUGUAAUUAAUCUUUUUUAAAAUGCUUUUACUGGGCUUUCCAGAACCUAUUUCUGUAUUACCAUAGGCCAAAGGCCACACAUAAUAUAUCCAUAGGAAUAAGGGCUGCAUAAUUGAUUGAACCAUCUAACAUUUGGAUGGGGCUGCUUCUUUGAGAGUUUUUUUAAAACUAUGACAUGCCUACAUCUCCCAGUUUUCCAUUUCAAAAUAGCAAGAAAAUGUGUACUACUUUUCAAGAAUUAUGGCCACUGCUAUCCUGCUGUGGAAUGGGGAUCUGAGGAUCAAGUGUGGUCAUAAAAUCACAAAUUGGCCUAAUACCACCACCCAGAUGAUGCACUUGGAUUUAUAAUGUUUGCUAGGUUAUAUGUCUGCAUUUUAUUUUUGAUUCUAUUAUCUCUUCCCAAUUGAAGUAUGCUUUUCUUUUCUUUGUACAUAGUCCAGAUUUUUUUUCUAGAUUUGUCAUUCUUUGAUACCUAACACAAACCUAAGCAUAUUGAUGCUACUAUAUUUCAGAUGAUGUUUCCUCUGAUGAUAAAAAAUAUGUAUAUUCUUUAAGUGGUCGCUGAAUUAUCUUUGUUGAACAGUAAAGAUUUUUUUAAA